Messenger RNA from Lichtheimia ornata, 1446 nucleotides. RefSeq lists its product as uncharacterized. NCBI's taxonomy places the organism in Eukaryota, Fungi, Mucoromycota, Mucoromycetes, Mucorales, Lichtheimiaceae. Gene Ontology annotation, biological process: actin filament organization. The transcript has 7 exons. The record is from RefSeq and is a predicted model, not a curated record. The coding region runs from base 1 to 1446 and encodes 481 amino acids.
AUGCCAUCCGUCACACUACCCACAGCCCAGGACAAGAACAUUGUUCGGAAAGCGUUGCCAACUUCAAAAAUUCUGACGGCAGCUGUGGCUCGUCUUUAUGUUGCCUCGCCAGAUCCGAGCAGAUGGUCGUAUAGCAAUCUAUGGGGUGCUGCUGCAUUCUGCAAGGACCGAUCCAAAAACGACUCUUUUUUUAUUCGACUUAUUGAUAUCGAGAAUCACAAAGGCGUCAUGUGGGAACAAGAGUUGUUUGAAGGAUUUGAAUAUAUGAAUGACAAGCCAUUCUUCCAUACCUUUGAGACUGAUGAUUGUCUUGCUGGAUUAUUAUUUGUGGAUGAAGGAGAAGCUGAGACGUUUUACAAAAAGGUGAUGCAUCGAGAUUCAAUAAAGGUGGAUGGUGACCAAGGAAAAGGUGGAUUCAUUAAGAAAAUGGGACAUCGAAAGUCUCGAGGUAUUGACAAGAAUCAAAUCAGCGUUCCAUCAGAGUUUAGGCAUGUUGGCCAUAUUGGAUAUACUCCCGAGAAAGGAUUCAGCAUUGAGAACAAUGAUCCCGAAUGGAAUGGUGUAUUUGAACAGUUACGCUCUCUUGGUAUCACUGCAGAUGAAAUCAAUCAAAACCAGGAUUUCAUUCACGAGUUUUUGCAGCAACAUAAAGGAUCAGCCCCUACCAAACGCACAACAGGAACUCCACCUCCACCUCCACCUCCGAGUCGUGGACGUACUGCUUCAACAAAGAAGACUCCACCACCACCUCCUCCUCCACCUUCAAGUCGUCGUGCACCUCCACCACCUCCACCUCCAAGACGUACUGCUAAUGGUCGUAAUCCACCUCCACCACCAUCAAGAAGUCCAAUUCCACCACCACCGCCACCAGUUGCACGUCCUUCAAUUCCUGCAAAUCCACCAGCUCCUCCUCAAUUACCAUCACGUGGUACAAGACAAAUGCAUCCAUCUUCUCGACCCAAUGUACCACCACCACCUCCACCUCCUCAACCUGCAAUGGGUGCAGGUGCUCCACCACCUCCGCCACCUCCACCUCCUCCACCAAUGGGCAAUGCUGGAGCUCCACCACCGCCACCACCUCCUCCACCUCCUCCAAUGGGUGGUGGUGAUACUUCAGCUCCACCACCUCCCCCAGCCAAUGUUCCACCAAGUAGUGAUGGUCGUUCAAGUCUUAUGGCAUCCAUUCGAGCAACAGGUGGUUUCUCAUCUCUCAAAAAAGGAGGUACAUUACGUUCUGUUCCAGCUGAUUCUUCACCAUCCUCAUCACCUGGUAGUGGUGCAAGAACUGCAGCAGCUGUGGGUGCUGGUGCUGCUGUUGGUGCUGGUGCUGCUGCAGCUGCAGGAAGUGGUGAUUUGGCAUCAAGUUUGGCAGCUGUACUUCAACAACGCAAAACGGCUAUGCAAAGUGAUGACGAGUCUGAUGAAGAUGAUGAUGAAUGGGAAUAA